Molecule: messenger RNA, 1242 nt
Organism: Ostrea edulis (European flat oyster)
Lineage: Eukaryota; Metazoa; Mollusca; Bivalvia; Ostreida; Ostreidae
Product: lambda-crystallin-like
Exons: 7
Coding region: 173-1138 (321 amino acids)
Biological process (GO): fatty acid metabolic process
Molecular function (GO): oxidoreductase activity, acting on the CH-OH group of donors, NAD or NADP as acceptor; NAD+ binding
Source: RefSeq, a predicted model, not a curated record
GUUCCGGAAAAAUAACAAUGAAAUGCGAAACUCGUUUUUAAAUGAUAGAUCUAUUUGGUGAAGGUUGCAUUGCUACAUUAUUUUAUUUUUAAUAAAGCAACAUCAGAUCACAGAAGUUGAGUAGAAAAUUCUUAAAGGCACUGGGCGCUGUAGAUAAGGACUUCGUACAGACAUGGCGGACAAAAAGUCGAAACAAGUGGGGAUCGUUGGGAGUGGGUUAAUAGGGCAUAGCUUCGCUAUGCUCUAUGCCGCAGCCGGAUAUCGAGUGCGCAUAUACGAUAUUAAACCGGAACAAGUCCAGCAUGCAUUAUCUAUCAUAAAAGACCAACUAGAGCAUCAGUCUGAAAAUGGAUUAUUACGGGGGAAACUGACAGUCAAAGAGCAAAUGGAAUUAAUCAUUGGGACGAACGACCUGGCUGAAUGUGUGAAGGACGCCUUCUUUAUACAAGAGUGUGUCCACGAGGAAUUGCAGCUGAAGCGAGAAGUCCAUGCAAAGAUAGAUACCCUCAUCAAGGAGGAUACAAUCAUCUCCAGCUCCGCUAGUGCGCUGGUUCCAUCCCUCAUCUCUGAGAAUCUCACGCACAAAAAGAGGUUCAUCGUUUGUCAUCCAACGAACCCUCCAUUUUAUGCACCGCUAGUGGAGGUAAUUCCUGCCCCAUGGACAGAUCCAGAGGUAGUAGUAAAGACUAAGGAACUGUUGACGGAAAUCGGUCAGGUGCCCGUGAUUGUUAAGAAGGAAAUUGAUGGAUUCGUGUUGAAUCGUAUUCAGUACUCCAUUAUUGGAGAAUGUUGGAGACUCUAUGAGGACGGAGUGAUGAGUGUGGAGGACAUCGAUAAAGUGAUGUCAGAGGGACUAGGACGGAGGUACGCUUUUAUGGGUCCCCUGGAGACAGCCUACCUCAAUGCCGACGGUAUGUAUAGUUACGGAAACCGGUACGCCGAGAUGAUAUACAGAGUACAGUCUAGUUUUGGACCCCCAAGGAAGAUGGAUGGUCCGAUUCUAGAAAAGAUUCACAACGAAAUUGCCUCCAGAAUUCCUCUUGACAAACUCCACGAGAGGAGAAAAUGGCGAGACGUUCGACUAGCAUCACUUCAGAAGUUAAAGAAUGAGUUAGAUGAAAAGACAGAGUCGAAGUGACCUUGCCUUUAUGUAAUAUGUUUGGAAUAUUGUGAUAUAGUAUGUUGUAAAAUCACACCGUAUCAAAUACAUUCUUGAGAUCAAUAAAUACAAUAGAAACUUUA